This is a messenger RNA of Homarus americanus (American lobster), 10072 nucleotides long. It is a transcript of the gene LanB1, whose product is annotated as laminin subunit beta-1-like. The record is from RefSeq and is a predicted model, not a curated record. NCBI's taxonomy places the organism in Eukaryota, Metazoa, Arthropoda, Malacostraca, Decapoda, Nephropidae. Gene Ontology annotation, biological process: cell migration; basement membrane assembly; substrate adhesion-dependent cell spreading. The transcript has 36 exons. Gene Ontology annotation, cellular component: laminin trimer. The coding region runs from base 370 to 6948 and encodes 2192 amino acids.
CUGUGGACGUUGGAGGUGUGCUGCCUGACACUCCUCCCUCAGUGCUGUGGUGCAUGUUACUGUGGCACUUUGGACCUGUCCCACAGCAUCACUACCUGUACAAGGAUUACAGAAGCUCACUCUUCUCUUUGAGAUUUAAUUCGGCAAGAGAGUUCAGUGGUUGUGGUACACUUAGGCUGCUCCAAAGAGAGUCAGCCAGCCAGCCAGCCAGUGUGUGUGUGUGAAUUAGACGUCAGAGGUCAUCAGCAAGGGUCACCACCACCAUCAGUGCAGCAGCCACCAGUUUGACUACGCUUGGUGCCCGCGAUCACCACGCCACCUCCGCCACUCAUGUGUGCAUCGUUCGCCGUCUAGUCCACACCAGUCACCAUGAAGAUCAUUCACUUGUACGGAAUAUGUUUAUUAAUACUAUUUGCGGUCGUUUGUCCAGGGGACGCCGAGGCUCAGUCUGAUCCUCGGGGGGCGGGCGGCGUCGUCUACGGUCGGUCCUACGUUCCGUCUACUAACAGGCGGGGCAGAGACCGAGGCCGAUCCCGCCAAACUUCCUCAGCCAUUUCUUCUUCCUCCUCCUCCUCUUCCACCUCGGUGACGGGCCCGGAUGGGGUGACCCAGGAAACUGUGAGUUACACAUCCUACGGCAGCCCCGGCUCGGGCGCCCACAACACCUCCCACACCUACACUACCGUCAAUUCAGAGACUGACUCCACAGGUCAAAGUAGCGAUACCGGUUCUUCUUCCACCUCCUCUGUCACUUCUUCCUCCCGACGGUCAUCCUCUAGGCGUGGCUCCUCGAGAUCAAAAUCUAGAUCGAGAUCACGAGGUCGAGGGAGGAAGGUAGAAAAGGCAGUGGAGGAGGAGGGGGAGGAAGAGACUCCAUCUGUUGUGGAUAAGUCGUACUUCAACCGGCAUCGCGGGCAGACCGAAGACGGUCAAGACUAUUUUCGCUGGAACGGUCAUGAAUAUACGGGUGUCCGCCGCCCAGGGUCGUCCAUCUCACGGCGCGUUAAGACCACUAAAACCACCACCACUACCACCACCCAAACACGUCCAGGCUCAUCACUCACCACCUACACUUACACAGUUCCCGGGAGCUCGAACGUGACCACCUACAGGAACACCACCACCUAUUCUUCCCGUGUCCCAGGACAGUCCACCUCGUUGGAGAGCCAGAGAGGCUCCUCGUCCUCACACUCCUCCAACACACGCUACGAGACUUCUUACAACCGUCGCUAUGACUCCCGUGGCGGUGGCUCCACCAGCUCCUCUUCCUCCUCCACCAGCGGAGGCAUCAGUGGAGGAGGUGGUGGCGGUGGCUCCACCAGAUCCUCUUCCUCCUACACCAGCGGAGGCAUCAUCAGUGGAGGAGGUGGUGGUGGCAGUAGACAGAGGGGUGAUGUGGGAUUUGGUGAGAGUUACCACAGGAACACCGAGGAGGAGCAACACACACUGGACUAUGAAGAAGAGGACUACGAUGAGGAGUUCGCCCGCGGCCCCAUCAUCUCUGAGGUGGACAGCAAGCAUCCCUUCGUCGUGCGAGGGUUUGGCGCCUCGUCAGGUUAUGGCCAGAGGUCAUCCCACCCAUGUGACCAGAGUUCCUGCUAUCCUGCCACUGGUAACCUGCUUAUAGGUCGUGAGAAGAGCCUCUCUGCUAUAUCCACCUGUGGUCUCUACAGGAGGGAGCGAUACUGCAUUGUGUCUCAUCUGAAGGACCGGAAAAAAUGUUUCUGGUGUGAUUCUCGACCCCGGUUUGAUGGCAGCCCUCAAUACUCGCACAAGAUUGACAACAUUGUGUAUAGGUUUGAUCGCCGUACUCAGCGGCGGUCAUGGUGGCAGAGUGAGAAUGGCGUAGAGGACAGCAGCAUCCAGUUGAACUUGGAGGCAGAGUUUCAUUUUACACAUCUUAUCAUCACAUUCAGAACCUUUAGACCUUCUGCCAUGCUUAUUGAAAGAUCAUUUGACUUCGGGAAGACAUGGAAGGUGUAUCGGUACUUUGCUUAUGACUGCAAUGAUGCCUUCCCAGGAGUUCCCCAGGGCCCUCCAACCUCCAUCAAUGAUGUAGUUUGUGAGUCUCGAUAUUCAGCUGUUGAACCGUCCACUGAGGGUGAAGUGAUCUUCAGAGUACUGCCACCAAAUAUUGAGAUAGAGAAUCCAUACAGUGAUGAAGUUCAGAACUUGCUCAAAAUUACUAACCUGCGAGUGAACUUCACCAAACUUCAUACACUCGGUGAUCAACUUCUGGAUAACCGAAGAGAGAUAAAGGAAAAAUACUAUUAUGCCAUAUAUGAUAUGGUGGUGAGAGGAUCAUGUUCCUGCUAUGGUCAUGCAUCUCGGUGUCUGCCGCUGGAAGGUGUAGAAGAUCGACCAGAUAUGGUACAUGGGCGCUGUGAGUGCACACACAACACAAAAGGUCUUAAUUGUGAAAACUGUGAAGACUUUUAUAAUGACCUUCCUUGGAGACCGGCUGUUGGACAGGAAUCGAAUGCAUGUAAAAGAUGUAACUGUAACAACCAUGCAUCAUUUUGUCACUUUGAUCCUCAAGUGUAUGAAGACACAGGCCGAAUCUCAGGUGGCGUGUGUGACGAUUGUUCUCACAACACUCAGGGUCGCAGCUGUGAAGAAUGUGUACCUUUCUAUUAUCAAGAUCCCAGCAGAGAUAUACGUGAUGCUGAAGUUUGCCAACCCUGCAACUGUGAUAACCGGGGCUCAAUAGACAAUGCCAUAUGUGAUUCUCGCACUGAUGUUGCCAGUGGUCUGUUGGCUGGCAGGUGCCACUGUAAGACUUAUGUUGAUGGCCUCAAGUGUGACCGCUGUAGGGCUGGAUACUGGAACUUCUCAGCAGAAAACCCAGAAGGAUGUCAGAGAAUCACAGAAGAUUAUUAUUCACAACCAAAAUCAGAAUGGCCUCGUAAACCUUGCUCGUGUGAUCUUCUUGGAACUGUUAAUAACAUGGGCUGCAAUGUCCAAACGGGCGAGUGUUCUUGUAAGCGCUUUGUGACUGGACGAGAUUGUAACCAGUGUUUGCCUCAACAUUACGGCCUCUCAGAGCACCCAGAUGGUUGUCAGCCUUGUAACUGUGAUAAGGGCGGCUCACUGGACAAUAACUGUGAUGUUCUCAAUGGCCAGUGCAAGUGUCGCCCGCACGUGUCUGGUCGUCGCUGUGACGUCCCUGAAGAAGGUUACUAUGUGGCAACACUCAACUACCUCACUUAUGAAGCUGAACUUGCUAGAGGAUCUGAGCUUUAUUGUGAGGAGGCGAGUCUGUAUGACGCCAGACAGUCCAGUGGAAGUAACUGCCAAGUUGUGAUGAGAGAACCAUACCGUGAUGGCCGGGAGACCACCUGGACGGGCUUGGGUUUCAUGCGAGUGUUCGAGGGUUCCUACCUUGAAUUUGAGGUUGAGAACAUUGAAACUAGUAUGGAAUAUGACCUUGUGCUUCGCUACGAACCUCAGUUCCGUGGAGACUGGGAGAACAUUAUGGUGACAGUGGAGCGUCCUGAACCUAUUGAUCCAACUGGACCUUGUGGUAACAGCAGACCCAUUGAUGACCAGAUGAUUAUUAGUCUGCCAGAUAGUCGUCGGCAAGUAACACUGUUCCCACCUGUGUGUUUGGAGUCUGGCAAACGUUACAAAAUACGAGUUGACUUCAGACGAUCAAAUGCUCGCACAGAUUCUCCCUCGGCAUCCAUCCUCGUAGACUCUAUUAUGUUGAUUCCCAGAGCUGAAAAACUUCCAUUCUAUUCUGGCUCCUUUGAAAAUGAUGAUCUUCGUUAUGAGUACGAGCGAUACCGGUGUAGUGAAAGCUUCUAUGACGGCCAGGGUGUUGCCACGGUCCCUGAAGUCUGCAGAGACAACCACUUGGACAGUAUUGGCUUCUAUGUAUAUGGACAGGCUUUCUCCUGUCAGUGUGAUGGAACAGGGAGCUACAGCAGCAUCUGCAGUUCACUAGGUGGUCAGUGUGACUGCAAACCCAAUGUUGUUGGGCGCCGUUGUGAUCGCUGUGCGCCAGGCACUUUCGGUUUUGGUCCUGAAGGUUGUAAAGCCUGUGGCUGCAGUCCUGUUGGAGCUUUAGACAACUUCUGUGACCAGCAGACAGGUCAGUGUAAAUGCCGUCCAAACACGUAUGGUCGUCAGUGUGAUGAGUGUCAGCCUGGGUUCUGGAACUUUCCCAACUGUCAGCGAUGCGAGUGUAAUGGCCAUGCUGACACUUGUGACUCCUACACAGGUGUCUGUCAUGAAUGUCGAGACAAUACCAGUGGACCAAACUGUGCUCUGUGUAUUGAUGGCUUUUAUGGUGAUCCACGCUUGGAUGUGGGCAUUGCAUGUAGAAGGUGUCCAUGUCCUGGAACUGUAGAUUCUGGUCACAGUUUUGCUGAUCGCUGCUCCCUCGACCCUCGAACCAAAGAUGUUGUGUGUGAAUGUGAAGUAGGUUAUGCUGGAGCCCGUUGUGAUGUAUGUGCAGAUAACUACUUUGGUAACCCUGAGAUCUCUGGCGGUAGUUGUCAGUCGUGUAAUUGUAACAACAACAUUGAUAUCUCUCGCCCUGGUAAUUGUGAUAAACAUACUGGGGAGUGUCAGCAAUGUCUCUUCAACUCCUUUGGUUUCUACUGUGAACGCUGUCAGCCUGGUUUUUAUGGCGAUGCUCUCCACCAACAAUGCAGAGAAUGUGUAUGCAAUAUUCUGGGUUCUAAUCAGACUAUUGGAGUAUGUGACCAUGAGACAGGGCAGUGUCCUUGUCUUCCUAAUGUGUUAGGACUGGAGUGUGAUCACUGUGCCCCUAACCACUGGAAGAUUGCUUCAGGCAUGGGUUGUGAGGCUUGUGCCUGUGAUCCUGUUGGUUCUUAUUCCGAUCAGUGCAACGAGCAGUAUAGACAAGGCUAUGGUGGCCAUAGCAAUUCUUUUGAUGGAAUAUGUGAAUGCCGCCCAGGGUUCGGUGGCCGCCAGUGCAAUCAAUGCCAAACCAACUUCUAUGGCAAUCCCCGGAUAGAAUGCUUAGCAUGUAAUUGCAACUUUGAAGGCUCGGAAACUCUUCAGUGUGACCAUGACACUGGACGAUGCAAGUGUCGAGAAGGUAUUGGUGGAAACAAAUGUGAUGAAUGUGCACGAGGUUUCACUGGCAGGGCUCCAUACUGCCAGCCUUGUGGAGAGUGCUUCGACAAUUGGGAUUUAAUACUCAAAGAGCUAAAAGAACGCACAGAAUCCCUGAUUCAUGCAGCUGGAGAAAUCAAGCAAACAGGAGCAACAGGUGCAUACAGUCAUGAGUUUGAAUCAAUGGAAGAGAAGAUUGAUGAUGUGAGAGAUAUAUUACUAUCAGCCAACAUGACAUCUGACAGUUUGGUGUCCCUGGAGGAUGUUAUCGCACAACUCAGUGCAAAUCUGUCUUCUGCUGCGGCUGACCUCCAAGGGCUAGAACAAGGAGUGGACAACACCACACAACGUAUCUCCCUGGCUACAAAUGCUCUUGCUGACCUUCGGCUACAGGCAGAAGAACUUCGGAAUCAAGCUGGUGAUCAGAAGGAAGAGGCAACUAAAUUACAGGAGGCCAAUGUUGAAGGAGCAUUGAAUUUGACCCGACAUGCUGGGGAGAGGUCACGUGCUGCACAAGAACGAGUUGAAUUUACUCGGGUUAUUGUGUCUGAAUCUGAACGCAACCGCCGAAGGACUGAAAAUCUCCUCCUCCAUGCUGGUGAUCGCUUCAACCGUACACAGGAUGAGAAUGAAGCAAAUUUGGCGUCACUUAGUGAAUUAUUAGAUGAUAUGGACGAUGGCAUGCCUGAUCUCAAUGAGCAGGUGUGUGACCGGCGUGGUGAUCCAUGUGACACCUACUGUGGGGGCGCAGGUUGUGGCAAGUGUGGUGGACUCUCCUGCAACGAUGGUUUAGUGAACAUUGCUGAAACUGCACUCAAGUUUGCUGAUGAUGCAGAAGAAACACUAAAAAAGAAAGAAGCAUCAGCAGAUGAGCUGUUGAGAGGUGUCUCGGGUGCUAAGCGUCAGUCUGAUAUUGCCUUUGACUUAGCCAAAAUGGCCUUUAGUAUGACCUUUGAGGCUCGCAAUAUGACGGACUCAUAUAAAGCUGCUAUCUCUAGGCUCAUUGAAGAAAUCCAAGAAUACUUCAGUACACCAGGAGCUAAACCCAAGGAAAUUAGGAUAAUAGCUGAAGAGGUUCUGGGUCUUGAUAUUUCCCUAAAACCAGAGCAGAUAACUGACUUAGCUGAAAGGAUUACACUCACCAUCGAAUCUCUUACAAAUAUUGAUGCCAUUAUUGAUGCUACCAGGAAUGAUUUAGCCUCUGCAGUAGAACUCAAAGAACGAGCUGACCAGGCCAAGAAGAAGGCUGAAGAAACGUUGAAUGUAGCCGAGCGUGUAGUAGAAGCCCUGGAUGAGGCCGGUGUUGCCCAAGAUGCUGCAGAAGAGGCUGUCAUGAAAGCUAGUAAUGACAUAGACAUCACUCAGACCCAUCUUACACAGAUUGCAAGUGAGACUAGUGAUGCUCAGGUGAAAGCAAACUCUUCUCUUAAAGAGGUACAACGCUUAGAAGAUCGUGUGGAGGAGGUGAAGCUUCAGUACAAGAUCAAUCAACGUCAUCUUGAAGACACAACAAAUGUUGUCAGUCAAGCAGCUCUUAAGUCCCAACGUGCAGCUAAUGAUGCUAGACAACUUGAAGAUAAAUACUUGACUGUAGAAGAAAGUUUGGUGUUGAAGUCCAAAGCAGCUGAGGAUGCCAGACGUAGAGCUGAAGAUCUCAAGAAGAGGGCAAAUAAAUUGGCAUCAGAGGCGUUUUCUAAAUUAGACACUCUUAAUGAGAUAGAAGAAGCCUUCCAGAGCAAUGAACAAAUACUUGAGAAUUAUGAAGAAGAAAUUCGACGAAUGGAAAUAAGCAUGGUGGAAUAUCAUGAGUACAUUUUAAAGAAGACAGAAUUCUAUGCCACAUGUCAUUCUGGAACUCGCUGAUAUUCAUUUUCUCAUUAGUAAGAUGAAUCUAGAGACAGAAGAUCUGUGGUAAAGACCACACAGUAAGCUGUAUGGUAAGUUUGGGGGCAAAUAGUUCAUAAUUUUGACAUUUUUUAUUUUAUUUUUUUUUUUUGCUUUAUUUACUAAAUUUUUGAUGUACAAAAAAUAAAAUAAAAUACUGGACACAUUACCAUUCUUCACAUAUUAAGUAAACCCGUAACAAAGUAAUAUUGAGGUCCAGAUAUAAAACAUGACGUAGUAGCUGAGUAAAACUGAAUGGUGGACAAUGUUCAGAUGGUAUGGAAAUAUUUGGUCAUCUUUAAGUGUGCGAGAUAUUUAGAGCACUACUGGUACGUAAACUGUAGAGAAAUGUGGUUGAGUAUGCAUUUUUUUAUACUACCUUAUCUGAUUAAUUUAUUUUUAUAUACAUAUAUAUAAAUAUAUAUACACACAGUAUAUAUGUGUAUGUAUAUAUGUGGCUCACAUCUGCUGAACUCCAUUAAUUUAAAUUUUAAAUAAGUUUAAAACAUAUGAUAAUGUUUAUAAUUCUCAAAAUCGUUAAAACUUUUUCAGGUAAGUCAAUUUUCUAAAAUCAACUGUGUGUGCACAAUAUGUUGGUAUUUUUCUUUUCUAAUAAUGUCAAAGAAAAAUAUUAGUACAGUACUGCAAAGUGCAUUUGGUAUUAUGCUUUAAAACAGGCAUGGGCAACCAUGCAGCCUCGACCAAGUGUUUGUGCGGCCCUUGGAGUGAUUGAGAAAUUCUAUUUAAUGUGGCCUGCAGUUCAGGUAGAUGCAGCCAACUUAUGGUGUGUAAAGCAAAAUUUAUUUAAAGAAUAAUCUUCACACACAAUUCGUUGCUGUUUCAUCACCUAAGGGUAAGUAACUUCAAAACUGUAACAUUUAAAUUAGUAUAAAUAGUCAACAAUAUAAACAUCUUAACUUGUGUCAGUCAAGUUUGGCACGGUCUAUUUGAUGGAUUAGCUGCUAUAUGGCAGUGGGUCACUUAGGAAUUAACAAAGGUUGGGUAAGUCCAAGUGGGGUCACGGGUAAUGAUCACACAGGGUAUAACUAAUUAAAUACUUCUUAAAUUGCACCUCAGACCCAUAGUUGGCGAAUAAGUAGGUUAGAAAUAUUUUUUUUAAAUAUUCCAAGUGUCAUUACGACCACUUAAAACCCAGCAAUUGAUUUGUGAACCAUAAAUUUAGAAUUGGCAUGCUCAGGUGUUCCUAUACUGAGAUUUUCAACAAAAUCAAGUUUUUGGCCCAAACCAAAAUAUUAAGCUUUGUCUUAAUAAUUUUUCGACCAAAAUAUACUUUUCUAUCUUAAUUGGAAUUUAAUAAGUACACGUAACUGAUUAAAUACUUCCAGUAAAACACAAACGCCAAAAUUGCAUCUCGGAAACCCAUAGUUGGUGAGUAAUUAGCAUUCAAAUAAUAUUAAUAUCUUGCAAAUGUCAUUACAACCACUAAUUAUAGGUUAUUUCAUUAUAGUUCCCCCAUAUUUCAAGAUUAACAUUGGCAUUAUUCUGGUGGGUGUCUCAUAAGCAAGAAAAAAUGCUGUAAUUGUAGGAAAAAUCAACAUAUUCACAGACUGUUUCACUUCUCUUGUUAAAUGCCAAGAAACUUUAACAUCCAGUAUUACCUAAAAAAAAUUAUUUUAAUGGAUUUGUUUUGUAAAUGGAAAAAAGACAAAGUAAACUAAAAAUAUCGUAAGGUGGACGCGAGGAUAAACUGCUUCACUGUCCGUGCUAAUACAAUAUUAACAUUACUUUUGGGUUAGGUAGGAUGUAAAUUUGGGUAGGUUGGCCCACAGAAAAAUAUCUAAAUCGUAAUGCGGUCCAUGACUGAGGAAAGGGUGCUCAUGCCUGCUUUAAAAGUUAUACGUAUUAUAAUUUAAAAGACAGCUUUAUAACAGUGAUUUUCAUGUGCUGUGAAAAAAUAUUGCUUGCUAAUGUAAGUGGUGGUUAUGUCAUAUUGAUCCAAAUAGUAAGACAAAUUGUAAAAAAAUAAAAAAUAAAAAGCACUUAAGAUGUAGAGACUUCUUAUAUUUUACUUCUUAAAUAAUGAAUGCCACACAGGUUCUUAGAAAAAUGUUAAUGUUAAAUCACACACAUCUGAUACAGUACUAUAUACUAUUUUGUAUUUAACCUUAGGUAGAAGUUCAUAUUAACUUACAAAUCCCAUUUUAAGCAUCAAGUGGUUUGUUUCAAUUCUUCAUUUAAUUGAUAGGCUGCCUGUAAUGGGAGCCACUAUGACAUGAGCAAACAAAACACCAUGUCUUAUUCAACAAAAUAUGUCCUGGAACUGGAUCAAGUAACUCGUUAGUAGGGCAUUCUAAUACUGGCAGUGCAAGAGCAUAGCAAUUGUAAUACUGUAUUGGUGACCGAAAAUUUAACAGUGGUAUGACAAUGGAUUUUAGUUAUUUGUGAUUACUAAUUACAAGUGGCCUAAAUACACACUGUCAUCUGGUCUCCUAUGUAGGUAGUGCUGAUUGUUCAAAAUUUCUGUGGGGUAUUUCCCAUUGUAUCUUGAAUCUGAAUAUUUUAUAGGCUUUUCUUUUACCUGAAAUUCUGAUAUGUAAGGUUUCACUGUGUAUCAUUUAUGUGGGUUUUAAAUUUAUAUCUGACAAAAUAUUGCAUUAAUCAUAAAAAAUGUAUAUUGCACCAUUAAGUUUAUGAAAUUCUAGUAUUAUUUUGUAGGGGAAAUGUACAUGAAAACUGUUUUUUUACACUUGCAUAUACCUGGUAAGUCAUUUAUGAUGUAUUACUCUUGAUAAAUGCUCACUGACUUUUUUUAAAUAUCAACUGAUUGUGCACUGUAUAUAUAUUAAAAAACACUUAUUAGAAAUUGGAUAACAUAAUUACAGUUUAUUAGGGAGUUCAUUAUGGCAGUUUUUAAUUCAUUACUUUAUAUGCUAAGAUCCAAACUUUUUGCUGCAAAUGCGGUGAUGUUUCACAUGUCAUUUUAGUCUGUCAAAGCUGAACAUAAAGUGGUGAUAAAGAUAUUUAACUGUACUCUGAGUGACUGUAAAUAAUCUAGGUUUUAAAUAGGUUUUUAGACACUGCCACAAACCAAAGUGCCAAAUGUUAUGUAGUAUAAUCAUAUAAAAAUAAUGCUUACUUAUAA